UAAUUUUUCUUACAGCGCAUGCGCAAGUAAACCAAAGAGGCUCAUGGGUACAGGAAGUCCAAAAUGGCGAUGGACGGAAUAAUGUCCACGUCCACCGGUCUUUCUUAUAGCAAUGUUGGGGAGUUUUACCCCCGAAAAUUCGGCCCAAAGCCGGAUGUGGUGCCGUCCGGGGUGACGGAGAGGAAGGUGGGUCCGCUGGAUAAGCCUGACAUGGUGUCGGUGGAUGUCCUGAACCUACAGAAUCCAGAUGUCCCCAUGCACAGGAAGAAGCAGGAACAUGACACCUAUGUUUUGGGCACUUUUCAUCCGUUUCGGAAGUCCAACAGAUCUGUAGUUGGGAGGUUCCUGCAAGAAGUUCGCCUGGUCGCCUCGGAUCGACGGUCGUGGAGGAUCCUGCUGUUCGGGGCGCUCAACCUGCUGUGCACCGGCUGUCUGCUGAUGUGGUGCAGUUCCACCAACAGCAUGGCUUUAACCGCUUACACGUACCUCACCAUCUUUGACCUCUUCAGUUUGAUCACCUGUCUCAUCAGUUCCUGGGUGACGAUGAAGAAGCCCAGUCAGUUCUACUCGUUUGGGUUUGAGAGGCUGGAGGUUUUGGCUGUGUUUGCUUCAACCGUCCUCAUCCAGCUGGGGGCUCUGUUCAUCCUGAAGGAGAGCGUGGAGCGCUUCAUGGAGCAGCCUGAGGUCCACACCGGGCGCCUGUUGGUUGGGACCUUCGUCGCUCUGUUCUUUAAUCUUUCCACGUUGAUGUCUGUCAGGAACAAACCCUUCGCAUACGUUUCUGAAGCGGCCAGCAGCAGUUGGCUUCAGGAACACGUGGCUGACCUGAGUCGAAGUUUGUGCGGCAUCAUCCCGGGUCUCAGCAGCAUGCUCCUGCCUCGGAUGAACCCCUUUGUCCUGAUCAACAUGGCGGGAGCACUGUCCCUCUGCAUCACCUACAUGCUCAUAGAAAUCAAUAACUUCAACGCGGUGGACACAGCAUCAGCAGUCGCCAUUGCUCUCAUGACGUUCGGCACCAUGUAUCCCAUGAGCGUCUACAGCGGCAAAGUUCUGCUGCAGACCACGCCCUCCCACGUCAUCGGGCAGCUGGACAAGCUUCUCAGAGAGAUCUCCACUUUGGACGGGGUUCUGGAAGUUCGGAACGAGCACUUCUGGACCGUUGGUUUUGGAUCUCUGGCUGGCUCCGCCCACGUCCGUAUCCGGCGGGACGCCAAUGAGCAGCUGGUUCUGGCUCACGUCACCAACCGCCUGCUGCCGCUAGUCUCCACCUUAACGGUUCAGAUCUUCAAAGACGACUGGACGCGCCCCCUCCUCACCAGCGCCCUGGCCUCCCCCUCCGUAGCACACCCCCAGGCUGAAAGCUACACCGCCUCCUCAUUGAUGCCCCCUGUCCUCACAGGGGGAGAACUGGACCCGCUGACAUCCACCCCCACCAAACUGAGCAGCCCCCCACCAGAAUUCUCCUUUAACACGCCGGGGAGGAACGUCCCCCCAGUGUUGUUUGCUGCGGCUGGCCCCCACACCCACAGGCCCUACGGAAACCUGGGACUCGCCUACGGGGCGGUACCCUACUCUGGCAUGCCGAGCCAGGGGCUUAUGCGACCCGGGGCGGGGCUGGGCUUGGGUGUUCCUGGAAUGGGGGCGGGGUUCGGGUUGACUCACAGCUACGGAACGGACUUUAGUAGCUCAAGGGCCCCCCUCCGGUUUGGAACCAACAAUCCUUUGGGGCUUCAGACACAGUACAGACAGUACCAGCCCUGACCUCCUGAACCCUGCCAUGUGGACCCUCCCCUCACAUGAAAACUGUCAGUGCAGCUUAUGAACUUUGAGUAUGGGGGUUCUAGUUUCCAGGCAGCAGAACCUGUGAUGGGAUCUAUCUGAGCAUCCUUUACCUUCAAACCUGAAGUGUUAGAACCUGAGAUGACCGUGUGGAGUGAAGACGAGAGCAGAUGCUGGACAUGAAGGUUUCCGGUUCUCUGAAGCUUCUGAAUGAGACCCCGACUCUCCGGGCCUCGCUUCAGCUUCUGACCCACCUUCAGUCUGAGGACCAAACACUGUUCUGCUACAGGAGGAGAACAAAGUCCAAAACCAGUUCAGAUUGAGUACAUGUUAAGAAUGUAUCCCAGAAUGAUUCAAUCUUGGAGCCUAUGAGUGUUUACGAAGUCACAUCCAGAACUUUUUCCAGAGAAAGUCUAACUUAAAUCGUCCCAGCAGCCACGCUCAGAUGGGAUGUUUUCAUAUUGAAGCUGUCAAAAGAAAGGUUGCUCCUCCCACCCUUUAGACUUCAGUCUGAAGCUUUUGUUCAUUCCUUUGAACGCUGAAAUAAACCCAAGCUUGACACCAAACGUUGCCAAAGCUGGUCUACGUGUGAACUACGGUUAUUGAGUUAUGGGUGUGGCCAGAUCAGUAUCUACGUUUUUGCUUGUUUUCAGUUCUGGUUUCUGUACAUUUAAAGAAGUUUGUUUGCUCCACAGCCAUUUUGUUGAAGUUCACGUUGUUGAUGUUUUUUUUUUGUGUCUUCAUUUUCCAUAAAUGUUGAUGUUUUUUCCUGCUGCACCUUCUGUCUCCUGGUUGGUCAAACGUGAGCGUCAAACUCAAUGCGACUGUGUUGUUUGCACUAGUAAUGUUUACAGUCGCACACAUCUGUGUUACAUCAGUUUCCGCAUUAUGUUAAAAGGUUUGAUCCCUGAGAUGCUCAUUUUAGGGGAUUUCCACUCCAUUCAUAAUCUAGUUUUGCUACAUUCUGAAUUUCAGCAGCUCCCAAGUCUGUGAUCUUUGCUGGUGACGGUUCAUUCAUUUGCUCUGUCUGCAUUUGUGGGUUUUAUGUUUUUGAUUAAAUUGAGUCCCACCUAC
Oryzias melastigma (Indian medaka) is the source of this 2853-nucleotide messenger RNA. It is a transcript of the gene slc30a6, whose product is annotated as solute carrier family 30 member 6. The transcript is spliced from 15 exons. Gene Ontology annotation, molecular function: monoatomic cation transmembrane transporter activity. Lineage: Eukaryota; Metazoa; Chordata; Actinopteri; Beloniformes; Adrianichthyidae. Bases 64 to 1761 code for a protein of 565 amino acids. Gene Ontology annotation, cellular component: membrane. Gene Ontology annotation, biological process: monoatomic cation transport; transmembrane transport. The record is from RefSeq and is a predicted model, not a curated record.